ACAGAGACAAAGCAACAGAGAGCCCGAAAAGAGAGAGAGGGCAAAAGUGAGAGAGAGAGAGAGAGAGUAUGUUCUGUGUGUAUUCUCACAGAUUCAUUAAAGAGAAAAACAAACACUCCUGCUUAAAUUAAAACUAAAAUAAAAUAAAACAAAAGGCAAAAGCACUAUUGCGACUCCUCCCCUCUCUCUAGACUCUAGAGUUAUCUUCUCUUCUCUUCUCAUCUCUUCUGUUCCCUUCUCUUCUCUUCUUCAUUCUUAUCUCUUCCCUGUUUAUGUAGAUUAAGGAGCGCUAGGGUUCUUUUUCUAGAUCUUCUUCCUCAUGUUUUUCGAGUGUUCGGUUUCAGAUCUGAAGAUUUAAGGAUUUUUUUGGUUUUCGAAUUGAAGGACUUUGAAUUCAAAGCCUGUUUUGAUUUUGGUUCCUUAGAAGACAAGCUCUUCAACUUCAACUUGAAAAGGACUAUUGGGGUUGUUUUUUCGGGUGUCUCUCGUUUGAGCCAACAUGAUGCAGAAGCCACCGCAGGAUGAUUUUCUAUUGAAAGAGACCAAUCCCCAUCUUGGAGGGGGAAGGAUCACUGGCGACAAGCUUACGAGCACCUAUGAUCUUGUGGAGCAGAUGCAGUAUCUUUAUGUCCGGGUCGUUAAGGCCAAGGACUUGCCUGCGAAGGAUGUUACAGGUAGUUGUGAUCCUUACGUGGAAGUUAAACUUGGAAACUAUAAGGGCACUACUCGGCAUUUUGAGAAGAAGACGAACCCGGAGUGGAACCAGGUGUUUGCAUUUUCAAAGGAGCGGAUUCAGGCGUCGAUGCUUGAGGUUACUGUUAAGGAUAAGGAUCUUGUGAAGGAUGAUUUCAUUGGCCGGGUUUUAUUUGAUAUGAAUGAGAUACCAAAGCGUGUUCCUCCUGAUAGUCCUCUGGCACCACAGUGGUAUCGGUUGGAGGAUAGGAAAGGAGAUAAAUUUAAGGGGGAAUUGAUGCUAGCGGUAUGGAUGGGAACACAGGCAGAUGAAGCUUUUCCAGAAGCAUGGCAUUCAGAUGCUGCUACUGUUAGUGGAACAGAUAGUCUUGCUAAUAUUCGGUCCAAGGUAUAUCUCUCCCCAAAAUUAUGGUAUUUGAGGGUCAAUGUGAUUGAAGCACAGGACCUGGUACCGAGUGAUCAAGGCAGGUAUCCAGAAGUAUAUGUUAAAGCUAUCCUGGGAAAUCAAGUCCUGAGAACAAGAGUUUCUCCUAGCAGGAGUAUUAAUCCUAUGUGGAAUGAGGACCUUAUGUUUGUGGCAUCAGAACCUUUUGAGGAGCCCUUGAUUUUGAGUGUGGAAGAUAGAAUUGCGCCCAACAAGGAUGAAGUGUUGGGGAGAUGUGCAAUUCCAAUGCAUCAUGUAGACAGAAGGUUGGACCAUAACCCUGUGAACACUAGGUGGUUUAAUCUGGAGAAACAUGUUAUUGUAGAAGGGGAAAAGAAGAAAGAAAUAAAGUUUGCCAGCAGGAUUCACAUGAGGAUCUGCUUGGAGGGUGGUUAUCAUGUUCUGGAUGAAUCAACACACUAUAGUAGUGAUCUUCGUCCGACAGCUAAACAGCUGUGGAAGCACAGCAUAGGGGUACUUGAAUUGGGUAUUCUCAAUGCUCAGGGAUUGAUGCCCAUGAAACCAAAGGAUGGUCGGGGAACAACUGAUGCAUACUGUGUGGCAAAAUAUGGACAGAAGUGGGUUCGAACCAGAACCAUCAUUGACAGUUUCACGCCCAAGUGGAACGAGCAAUAUACUUGGGAGGUUUUCGAUCCCUGUACUGUCAUAACAAUUGGGGUCUUUGAUAAUUGUCAUUUGCAUGGAGGGGACAAGCCCGGUGGGUCAAGGGAUUCAAGGAUCGGAAAGGUGCGAAUCCGUCUUUCCACACUUGAAACUGACAGGGUUUACACACACUCCUAUCCACUGUUGGUCCUGCAUCGUAAUGGUGUCAAAAAGAUGGGAGAAAUUCAUUUGGCGGUUCGUUUUACAUGCUCAUCAUUGCUCAAUAUGAUGCACAUGUACUCACAUCCUUUGCUGCCAAAGAUGCACUAUAUCCAUCCACUGACUGUCAGCCAGCUAGAUAGCUUGAGGCAUCAGGCCACUGUGAUUGUGUCAGUGAGGCUGAGCCGGUCAGAGCCACCAUUAAGAAAGGAGAUUGUUGAAUAUAUGCUGGAUGUGGGGUCUCACAUGUGGAGUAUGAGAAGAAGUAAAGCCAACUUUUUCAGAAUCAUGAACGUUUUCGGUGGGCUAAUUGCUCUAGGGAAAUGGUUUGAUCAGAUAUGCAAUUGGAAAAACCCAAUCACCACUGUGCUGAUUCACAUUUUGUUUAUAAUCCUAGUCCUCUAUCCAGAACUUAUCUUGCCCACAAUCUUCCUGUAUCUCUUCCUGAUUGGUGUCUGGCAUUAUAGACGGAGGUCAAGGCAUCCUCCUCACAUGGACACUCGUCUCUCUCAUGCGGAGUCUGCUCAUCCCGAUGAAUUGGAUGAGGAAUUUGACACGUUCCCAACUUCUCAGUCUGCUGAUAUUGUAAGGAUGAGAUAUGAUCGUUUGAGAAGUAUUGCAGGGAGGAUUCAGACUGUUGUUGGUGAUUUAGCUACUCAAGGGGAGAGGCUGCAAUCUUUACUGAGCUGGCGAGACCCAAGGGCCACAGCUCUGUUUGUGCUCUUUUGUCUGAUUGCUGCCAUUGUUCUAUAUAUUACUCCUUUCCAAGUUGUGGCAGUUCUCAUUGGAUUGUAUGUGCUGAGACAUCCCAGGUUCCGCCACAAACUUCCUUCAGUUCCACUCAAUUUCUUCCGGCGGUUGCCAGCAAGAACCGAUUCCAUGCUGUGAGCAAAGCCAGUUUGAUCUGCAAUUGCAUUUUGCAUCUGAUCUUGUCAAGUCAGAGAAGAAGAUGGUGGUUCUGGCACAACGUGUAACCUUCCUCUGAAGGUAGUAGAUUUUGUGGAUUUGCGGGUUAUUUAAAGAUAUUUUAAUAGGAUUUCUGUUUCAACUUUCGAGCUUUAUGGUAAUCAAUCCAUCUUCAUUUGUAAUUUUGUAGGUUUUGGUUGGAAUUUAACCUUUGGUGAACCUUCUCUGUGCUUCACUACAUCUAGUAGAUAUUGUUGUCCACUGGGAUUUCUGAUCUCAACCUUGUUAUAUUCCUGCAAUGGAAUGGCUUCUUUUUCCUUGGUCA
Messenger RNA from Populus trichocarpa (black cottonwood), 3170 nucleotides. Its product is annotated as FT-interacting protein 3. The coding region runs from base 500 to 2827 and encodes 775 amino acids. NCBI's taxonomy places the organism in Eukaryota, Viridiplantae, Streptophyta, Magnoliopsida, Malpighiales, Salicaceae. The transcript is spliced from 3 exons. The record is from RefSeq and is a predicted model, not a curated record.